Molecule: messenger RNA, 159 nt
Organism: Aspergillus luchuensis
Lineage: Eukaryota; Fungi; Ascomycota; Eurotiomycetes; Eurotiales; Aspergillaceae
Exons: 2
Coding region: 1-159 (52 amino acids)
Source: RefSeq, a predicted model, not a curated record
AUGCGUGUUCCACUACCCCUCUUUGUUCUGGGGCUCUUGGUGGGCCUAACCGCUGCCUCCCCUCUUGCCUUCAAAGAUGCGGACAACCUGGUUCGAAAAAGCUGGUCAGCAAAACGGGCAGACGCAGACGAUAUGGUGCGCAACAGUUGGUCUCAGUAA